UAACUUCUGACAUUCCUUAGCAUUCUGUUACAUUAUUCAAAAACAUUUUCUAUUUUUUUUUUAGUUUUGUUUGUUCUCUUCUACCAUAAAUACAGUUUAAAUAACACCUUCUUAAUAUGCAAAAACGUAUUGAAAUUUCAAGUUUCUAUUACUCGAACGAAAGACACUGUUUCCUGACCCAAGUCUUCACAACUGCUUUCAUCGCCGGUACAGGAAAGAAGACAUUCAUUCGCUGGUAUUAAAUCAGAUCGCAGGAGCGUUUACAACUCGUGAGCAUCUGUUUUACUGAAAUAAUAGCCUACUUCGUCUGGCAAACCGUACUAGACCGGUUUAUACAAAUCAUCUUGUAUCAGUUUACUUUGAAAUCUGCAGAUGUCUUACUUUUGGCACCACAGCUCUUGUUGCAAGAGUGUGUAAUCUCUAUUGACACUUGAAAAGUUCUGCGAACACUUUGAUUACAAGUCUCUGCAGUACAGUAAACAUUGUGACUCAGGAUCUCGGAGCCGCAACACCCUGAUUCACCGUGCCUAUCAGUGUAUGGGACGCUGUGUGCUCCGAUAAACAGCCUUCAAAACGCAAUGAACAAUCGGUGCACAAUGCAGCAAAGCCAGUGACUUUAAUAUAAUCUGUAGCCUGCAGGAGAGUGUUAAUACUUAGCUGGAGUGACUAAAGGAAAACUCUACAGGAUGACAACCGUCCCAACCAGAUGUCCUCGUCCAGCUCGCAGGAGCGAAUGGUUGCAUUGCGCUUUGGCUCACCACUUCAACCCGGACCUGAGUGCUGAAAAUGAAAUCGUAGUUUUAGCCAUGGGCAUCGACCAGUAUCUACAAGAGGUCUUCCAUCAUCUGGCAUAUUACAGCGGGGAUGAUCUAAUCUCGGAGCAGGACUUCAGACUGCUGUGUGCCGUUCUCGCUCUGCCCGAAGGCGAAGAGGAGACUAGCGGUGUGUGCGCUGCUCUGCCCCGCGAACUUGGCUUCAAGGAAUUCCACGCGCGACUCUGCGGCUAUUUCAGCCUGCGCUCGGGUCUUCGGCAGCCGCUAGCUGCUGAGACGGAGCACGUGGAGCGGCAGAUCAGACUCCGCUGUCCCCGAGUGAGGCGGCGAAAGUUUGUCAGCUUCGAUCUGUCCAAAGAUGACGGCCGAUUAAAGAAGACCUGUCAGAGAUCGGGGUCUAUUCUGAAGUUGGACAAGCAGCGCCACUACUCGGGAGAGACCCGGAUUGAAGCAGAGCCCAACCAACAGGACACAACCCUUGAGGUGGAGAAUGCUUGCCUUCGUGAAUUAGUUGAGGACUUAAGGGCAGCCUUGCAAGGAAGCGAUGCCCGUUGUUUGGCCUUAGAAGUGGCCAUCCAGAAAGAAAGGGAGUCGCAUUCUGUGAGCAUCGGGGCUGGCAGAAAAACUCACAUGGUAGAAAUUCCCCCAUACUGCCACAAGAGCAAAGGCAACAGAUGUAUGAAGGCAAUAAUGAAAGAACUAGAGCUCAUCAGAGCCUCCCGUGAUGGACAGCUAGAAGAGGCAAUGCGUUUUAGUCACAGAGUGGCGGAGGAACUGAGGGUAGCCACUCAAGAGGCCCACCGCCUGGAAGAGGUUAUAUCUCGUCUGCACCAGGAGAAUGCGGACAUCAAGAAAAAGGCGGAAGAUGCCAGGGCAGCUCUUGUUAAUGGCCUGGAGAAAGUCCGGGAGAUUCAAGACCAGGCCAAUACGGUCCCCAUCUUAAAGAAUCAGAUCCAGGAGCUAGAAUUAGAGUUGCAAGAAUUCAGAAGUCACUGCCACUGCCGAGAGGAGAAUCAUAUUACACAGCAGAGGCCUCAAGUCUCAUCUUUUGACCACUGGUAUCCACCAACUCCACAACGCAGGUCACCUGCUGGCCGAGAUGAAUCUUCUGGAAGAGGAGAAGAACGGCUGCAAAGAGCAGUAGAAGGACGAGCUGCCUCUGAUGAAGAAGAAGAGGAACAGCAAUGCAAUGCAGAGGAAGGCCAGUGCUGUCUCACUGAAGUGAAGAAACUCCUCAGCCAACUCAGCUGCUCAGGAAAAGGGUGUCAGAAUGGUGCAGUGCGUCACAUGUUCAUGGCUCAUACUGGUCUUCAAAAUGACAAGCCAGAGUGUGCAGCCACAUUGGCUGAAUCAAGGGCACAGAGCAGAAGAGAACGCAACUCUGUAGAGGGCCAGAAGAAGGCAGCCGAGAGCGAAUUGGAAAGACUGCUUUGCUCUGCUGGAAAGAACCUCCAACUGAAGGAGGAAGAGGCUGAGAUGCUGCGUAUGGAGCUGCAGAUGGUGGAGACGGAACGCGUGCGUCUCUCCCUACUUGAAGAGAAACUUGCUGACGCCUUGGCACUUCUUCUACAGCUUCGAGCUCAAAACAUUUCCAGAAGAGCUUUAGGGAAGAUUCUGAUGGACAUACUUGAUAUAUGUAGCCAGUGUGAAACUGGUUCUUCACACUUCCCAGGGCUUCUGGACACACUGUGCCAGCAGCUUAGGUGCUGUGAGCUGCUAGUAGAGUCAACAAAUGGACAAAACAGCAAAGGACAAGCACGCAGCACAGUCAACUCCCUGAUAAUCUCUUGCUGAAGGAAGGCCAUGUGCGUCAUCAGCAACCAGACAUCCCGUAUUCAUGGAGGUCCAGCAAAGUACACGUCCGCAUCUGAAGCGUAAAACAUUUUCAAUAUACUGUAACAAACCAGCAAAAGCCAUUACACACAGCAAUGUUUACUUGGACUGAGUAAAGUGUGAAAAGGUGCUGCAGAAAGUGGAGAAGAUAAUCACUUCAGGUUUUUUUAUUAAAAUUUGUUUGUUCUGAAUAUCCAUUUCAUGGUAUCUGUGUUAAUUUAGAUUGGGUAUUAAGAAAACUGUAACAAAUGACUGAAGGAAAACUCAUUUGUGUUUAUGAGCUUGCUUUUUAUGUAUGUCAGGAAUGACUUUAAUUGUGUUGCUUUUUACUUUGGGCCUUGCUGUAGAUGUCCUGGAAAAGCGAGUUCUGCACAAUUUAUUUCUGUACUAUGUAUGGGAAAUGCUGGCAAAGAUAUAAUAAUCUAAAGAGUUCUAUAUACAAGGUUUAUUUUUUAGAUGAUAAUUAUACUAUAUGUCCUUUAGCAGAUAUUUAAUGUUUGUAUUUUCUAAGUAUGUAUUGCCCUCUACUGUUCAGUUAAGGGGCCAUCAAGAGACUAUUUAUUUGCUUUCUAUUUUGCCAUUUUGGAGACUUUACAUGGAGGUCAAAAUAUACUUCAGUAAUAAACACUUUGGCUGAAUAAAA
This is a messenger RNA of Erpetoichthys calabaricus (reedfish), 3249 nucleotides long. Its product is annotated as EF-hand and coiled-coil domain-containing protein 1. Bases 687 to 2567 code for a protein of 626 amino acids. NCBI's taxonomy places the organism in Eukaryota, Metazoa, Chordata, Cladistia, Polypteriformes, Polypteridae. The record is from RefSeq and is a predicted model, not a curated record. The transcript is spliced from 8 exons.